AUGUCCCGCCGCAAGAUCUCGUCAGAGUCCUUCAGCUCGCUGGGCUCGGACUGCCCGGAGACGAGCCCCGAGGAGGAGGGCGAGUGUCCCCUGUCCCGCCUCUGCUGGAACGGCAGCCGCAGCCCCCCGGUCCCUGACAUCCCCUUCGCCGCCGCCGCCGCGGCCAGCGCCGCGCGCCGCGCUCCGCGCCGCCGGCGGGUCAACCUGGACUCGCUGGGCGAGAGCAUCCGCCGGCUGACGGCCCCCGCGCCUCAGACCAUUCGGCAGACUCUUCAAAAGACACUGCAGUAUUUUGAGCAUCAAGUUAUUGGUUACAGAGAUGCAGAGAAGAAUUUUCACAAUAUAUCAAACAGAUGCUCCUAUACAGACUGCUCUGGCAAUGAAGAAACUGAAGAUGUCUCAGGAAUUCUCCAGUGUACUGCUAAUGUGCUUGGUCUGAAGUUUGAGGAAAUGCAAGAAAAAUUUGGGGAGGAAUUCUUCAAUAUCUGCUUUGACGAGAAUGAAAGAGUUCUUCGAGCUGUAGGUGGGACCCUUCAAGACUUCUUCAAUGGCUUUGAUGCUUUGCUGGAGCAUAUUAGAACUUCAUUUGGAAGACAGGCCACCCUGGAAUCUCCUUCUUUCCUAUGCAAAGAACUCCCUGAAGGCAAUCUCAUGCUUCAUUAUUUUCACCCACAUCAGAUUGUGGGAUUUGCAAUGACAGGAAUGAUAAAAGCAGCAGCAAAGAAGAUUUACCGCUUGGAAGUGGAAGUAGAACAGGUCACAAACGAUAAGUUGUGUUCAGAGGGGACAAACCCAGGCAACUGCAGUUGUUUGACUUUCCUUAUCAAAGAACAUGAAAAUGCAAAUACCACAAAAGCACUUCCACCAGGAACUUCCCAGUCCCCUUUAGAUCUGAGGAUUAGUAUCAGCACCUUCUGCAGAGCUUUCCCCUUCCACCUGAUGUUUGAUCCCAACAUGCUGGUUCUCCAGCUUGGAGAAGGUCUUAGGAAGCAGCUCAGAUGUGACACUCAUAAAACGCUGAAAUUCCAAGAGUGCUUUGACAUAGUCUCUCCUAAAAUCAGUGCCACAUUUGAACGAGUUCUCCUGAGGUUAUCUACACCCUUUGUCAUUCGGACCAAACUUGAGGAUUCUGAUUCUGAAAGUAAAGAUAAGGUGAUGGAAAUUAAAGGACAAAUGAUUCAUGUGCCAGAAUCAAACUCUAUAUUGUUUCUGGGUUCCCCCUGUGUGGACAAGCUGGAUGAGCUGAUGGGCCGAGGCCUCCAUCUUUCGGACAUACCUAUCCAUGAUGCUACUCGUGAUGUCAUACUGGUUGGGGAGCAAGCAAAGGCACAGGAUGGCUUGAAAAAACGAAUGGAUAAGCUGAAGGCAACGCUAGAAUGUACACACCAAGCCCUGGAAGAGGAGAAAAAGAAGACAGUAGAUCUCCUUAUUUCUAUUUUCCCUGAAGAGGUGGCUCAGCAGUUGUGGCAGGGGCAGCAGGUUCAGGCCAGGAAGUUUGAUGAUGUCACCAUGCUCUUCUCGGACAUUGUUGGCUUCACUGCCAUCUGUGCCCAGUGCACGCCCAUGCAAGUCAUCAGCAUGCUCAACGAGCUCUACACGCGCUUCGACCACCAGUGUGGAUUCCUUGACAUCUACAAGGUGGAAACAAUAGGUGAUGCGUACUGCGUUGCAGCAGGGCUCCAUAAGAAAAGCCUUAGUCAUGCCAAAGCCAUUGCCCUGAUGGCACUGAAGAUGAUGGAGCUUUCAGAAGAGGUUCUUACUCCAGAUGGAAGCCCGAUUAAGAUGAGGAUAGGCAUUCACUCAGGUUCGGUGCUGGCCGGCGUCGUCGGUGUGAGAAUGCCGCGCUAUUGCCUCUUUGGGAACAACGUCACCCUCGCGAGCAAGUUUGAGUCAGGAAGUCACCCACGCCGCAUCAAUGUCAGUCCCACCACAUACCAGCUUUUGAAAAAGGAAGAAAAUUUUAUUUUUAUCCCUCGUUCCCGUGAAGAGCUUCCAGAAAACUUUCCAAAGGAAAUUCCUGGGAUCUGUUACUUCCUGGAGGUCAGAAGUGGUCAGAAGCCGCCAAAACCUUCCAUCCCAUCUGCCAGAGUGAGAAAGGUGUCUUACAACAUCGGCACCAUGUUCCUCCGGGAGACCAGCCUAUGAGGCCGGCUGCAGAUCAAAGACUUGUCAAAAAAGCACAAGCCCAGAACUGGGUCCAUGACAGGGGAGUUGGAGGUUCUUUGUGUUUCACUGCCUUCUUCUGAACAGGCAGUAAAAAGCUCCAUGUAAUGUCAGGCAAUAAUCAUUUUAAAAGGUGGGUAACUGCUGUCAGUAAACAAAGUGGAGAUAGGGAAAAAAUAUUAAACAAUGUACUUCCACUUCCAGAGGAAUUUCUUUCAUAAACUUCAGUCUGGCCCCUCUAUGGCAAACAAAACAACGAAACAAAACCCCAACUCUCAAAUUAGAGGUUGGUCUUGUUUUGUGCAGAAAGGAUGAUGGUUCUCUGUAGAUUUGCACCAGCUAAGCAGAAUUGAGAGUCAGUUCUGAUUAUGCAUUCCUAUAUUUAAUGUGUUCUUCAGUAAGGUAAUGGUGUUUUUUAACUUUAUGAACAAGCAUUUCAUACAUAUACUGUAGAGCUAUUGUAACCUUCCUGGCAGGAGGAAUUAUGACUCAAUACAAAUAUUGUAGGAAUUUUACCUAUUUUUAUACAUAUUUCACUUUCUGGAUAAUUACAUUCCACAUACUGUAAGCUGAGUGAGCUUAGAUAGCUUUUCAGAAGAAGUUACUGUAUAUUUCAUACAUUCUACCUAUCAAAUCUUAUUGUUAUACAAGUGGGAAGAAGGCAUUUCUUGACUUUUUUGGCAACAAAAAAAAGAAUCAAUAUUUACAGAAUAAAACCCCCACUUUGAUAAAUCACUUUAUCUGGUUUUUAUGGUAAAGCUUUAGAUGAGCACUGUCUUCUUAUAUAAAAUAAUGUUCAGUAUUUGUCCUACAGUGUUGUAUGUCCAGUCCUUCCAGGACAAUGUAAACAAAGUGCAGAAGAUCAAUGUGUGGACAAACAGAAAAAUUCUCUUCAAUGGGACUUGUUUUCCCUCUAAAUUAUCAGCCAAACUGAUUUUCAGUAAAAGCCCUGAACUUCUCUAAAAAUUUGGUCUUGUGAAAACUUAUUCUGAGGAAUUCCAGCAGACACUGGAAGCUCUCUGGAUGCUGGUUUUCCACAUUUUUUAAAUAGAACUUGUGCUCCUAGUCCAGAUUGAUUGUUGAAAAUCCAUUCUGUUAAUAAUGAUUGCUCAUUUGGAAACUUCCUCUAUUGUUGGAUUGGCUGACGGUCCCCUGCUUUAUCUAGCUGAGAUCAAAAAAACACCAAAAAGGGAAAGGCAGUACUUUUCCAGGUUUAAUGCAAAUGGCAGUUCAAGAUUUUUGUUAGUCCAAGACAAUUAAAAAAAACCAAAACAACAAAAAGAAAACAAAAGCAAAAACCAAACAAAACCAAAAGAAAAACCAAACAAAAUCCAAACAAGGGCAAUUCUUUGCUGUUGAAAAUCAAUACAGUAUUAUUGUCUUCAAUUAAUCCAGUUCAAGCAAGAUGUGUAUCUGGAACAUUUUCAGGCAUUUUUUAUUUCUCAGGUUUUCUUUUUCACAAGUAGUGGUGGUCAGUUUUCCUGUGUGGGUGUGCUGCCUUUGGAUCCUGCUAGGGUGGGUGAUGCUGUGAGCUUGCAGAUUGUUAGUUAAAAUCUGUGCCGUGAUUCCAAAGUGGCUUAGCUGCACAUGGGCCUUUAAUCACUUUAAUCAAAGAUAAGACUCAGCAGCAACUAGGAGGAAUAAGAUACUCUGCAUUUCUCUAAUUCAGAACAGAAAUGAGUUUGCUAAUGGAUUUAGUAGUCACAACAUGAGGCACCUCUUGAAAAUAAGUAAAUAACUUUCACCACAUUUCCAAGAUUGUCCAGCUGGAUCUUUCUGUGAAGGGAAUGACAGUUCUCUAUUUCUCCCCUUUGACCAGUAGCCCCUGUGAGUCAGCAUAACACUGCUAGCCUGUGCUGAGAAUGUUUCAGGAUUCCUUUCCAUAAAGCCUUUCUGGAUGAGAAAGGACUGUCUUGAACCUUCACCAACUUCAGCAGGCAGAUGAUGUCUGAACUUAUUGUGCAGGGGUGAGUUCUUCCUUGCCUGAGGAGGGUAGAUGCAUGGGAAUUAGCCCCAAAACCUAUUUUAAUGCAAAUUUCCUCACUUUCUAGUGGGAUACUGAUGUUAAAGAUUUCUUCCAUUGGUGUUAGAGCAUUGCUGGGAUUAGAGUUGCUAUUAUUUUAUCUACCUUGAUAAACAGCAUACGGAGUUAUGUGGUCUAUCUAAAAAAUUACUUUAAAAAACUGUUCAAGCUUGAGAUUGUGAAAUUUCCAUCCAAAUUACAGAUCUGAGAAUUUCCUGCACAGGAUGACAAGUUUUAGCCUAUAGCCAUUAGUUUGCACAUAGACAGGAUGUAGCAUGCAUUUUUUUUACCCUGGGAAACCAGUGAGAUGUGUAAGAAUCAGAAAUGGAUCAAAGUUCAUGUUUCACCACUGAAAGAGGAAUGUCACUUCCCAGCUAAUAAAUCCAUAGUUCUGAUGUCAUUACUUAGUUCCCUAGAGUGAUUUUUUUUCAAAUAGUCAUUAGUAGAUUUAGAUUUCAGUCUGACUUCUCUGGCACUUCUUCAUUGUUCAGUAGUUGCUGAUGUCAGGAUCUCAAGCUAUCUGGCCAAGGUCUUUUUCUCUUCUCACCGCCCACACUCCUGUGUGAAGAGUACAAAUUUAGAGGUUUAGACCAAAAGAUUGUAGUUCAAUAUCUUGUCUCUUACAGUUGCCAGUAAGAAAUGUCUGGAUUAAUACUGCACCUGAUCUUGAUAACAGAAACAUUUUCGUAGUAAAUGGUGGAUAAAUGCUAGUUUUACUGGCAUAUUGGAGAAGCAAUCAAAACCAGUUUGUAUCACCAUCCUCAUCCUCUCAGAGACUUUUUGUUGUAUAAGGAGAUUUAAAAUCAGAGAGAUCUGUGUGAGAACUGAAAAUUGGUAUCACCAUUGGUAGUGUUUGCAAAUAAAUCAUCUAGCUCCCCAAAUCAGAGUACACUGACUGUAUAAAAAUAUGCAGUCUUUGUUUUUCAUAAGUUUAUGUAAAGGUUACAUAUCUAGAACUGCAGUGCAGAUGCUAGGUAUUAUGUCAUUUGUGUUAUGAGGAGGGAUGUUAAUGAAAAGAGUGUGGGCUCUCUGGGGACAUUUUUCUAUGUCAGUGUGAGGAAAGUGUAAAACAAAUUCUCAGCACUUUCUAAAUUAGUAGUUGCAUCUGCUGCCUUUCAUAUUAGGUUGCAAGCUUAUUUUGUUGCACACCUUUACAAAGUGAAAUGAAACUUAUUAUCAAGAUUGAUGCUGUCAUGUCAAUUAGGUGGUAGUCAGACUCAACAUUUCUCCAACACUUACUUUUAGUGAUAGGGAAAUGGUUCUCAUUUUCCUGGUGUUGUCUUCAUAAAUAGAAAGGUUCUCAGAAUUUUGUACCUUGAGAUGAUGAGGUGAAGAGGUUAGAGGUGCUGAAAUGGUUACAGAAAUCAUAUACUCUAGAUGGAAUUUUCUUUCAACUUUUUACUUCCUAUAAAACAGAUGAUCUUUGGUUCCUCUGGGUAAGAAUUCUUGUGUUUCUUCACGUAGCUGCAAGAAGCCACAUCUGCUGUCUUGAGUUUCUAUGCAGAACAAAUCUACCCUCUCUGAAGAGAGAGGGAGGAGGUCUAUUUUGUAUUGCAUGUACAAGGCAAAAGGAAGGUGAUGUGAGGACCCCCCUAGCUGGGUUCAUCAAUCUCUUUAUGGCCAGUUGCUUGUACAAAGGCCAAAGUAAAGAGAGUCCACAGUCUUUUCCCCAGAACACUUUUUACACAGCUUGUGUCAGAUUUUUCCAUCUGUUUGAAGCUCCCCAUCACACAGGCCUUUCUGUGAUGCUGUUCACAGAGAUCAUGAACUCAGAGCAAAAAGGAAAUAGUGAUGAAGUGGUAGGGUGGUGGAUAACUUUUGUUUUGCAUCUGUCUGGUAAAAUUUGCUAUUCAAAGACAAAAGCCUCUGCAUGGGAGAAUUGCUGCUAAGCCAGGACUCUCAAAGUGUGGUUUUCUUGCAGGAUCCCAAAGGAUAUUUCAGUUUUAAUUUCAGAGAGCCAAUAGUCAUUAACUGUGAUUGUGGUUUUGGCUUCUCUACUCAUUCCCACAUUCAGUUUCAGAUCUGAGUCUGUUGUGAAGCCUGGAAACACGCCUCUGCAAACAGAAAACCAAAGCUCUUAAAACCUUGGAAAUCUUGUAUGGGAAUUGCCUGUUUUGAAGAAAUGCUUGUGAUUGAGUCAUUAACAGUCCAUGGCAGCUCAUGUGUGUGCACAUGCCAUUUCACAGUGCUGUCUACUCUUGUGCUUGCAGUGUUCCCUACCAAGCCCAACAGCAGGAUUGGGCAUAUUUAACAUCCAUCUUCCAUUUUUCCCUGUAUAAAGCAAGCAGUGCAAAACCAUUGCAUGCUGCAUGCAUUUACAAGUAUCAGCACUGCACUAAGAUGUAAACUCUGAUAACCAGUUUCACAUUGUAUAUUUCUUGCUCUGAAAAGAUCCUUCUCUCAGGCAAUUUAAAAAUGAAUAGAACAAAAACCAGCACCCAAAACUGCUGUGUUGCAUUACAAAUGAGUCUGAGACCUGCAUUGGUUGUUGGUGCAAGCCGAAUUGCUGGACAACUUUCUGGUUCUUGAACUGCCACAAGCUGUCACAUGUACAUGCUUCAUGCAGACAGUCCUGUCAAGGAAUCUGUAAUCCAGCACCAGGGACAUCUUCUGAGUUUUCCUCUUCUAGUCUGAGGCCACUACCUCACCUCUGCUGUGUGUACAGAGCUCACUGAAGAGACCUACUUCCCUGUCCUAAUGCAGUCCAGAGCUUCUGGCUUCCUUUCUGGAUUCUGGCAAUCUUUUGCAAAAUUGUGCAUGUGUAGUAUUGGAAAUAGCAGCAUGCUUAAAUUAGCAACAAAACAAGAAGCUGAAAAAAGCUUGUCAAACUCAGAGACAGUUGGUUCCUUUCCCUCGAGGUGAUACAUUAUUCAUAAUGCUGUACAGGACUGAGGGUGCCAGUGACAGGAGAGGCUAUGGAUGAACUGAAGAUGCUGAGUGUGCAGUAGACUCAACAAGUAGGAGUUGAUUGGCUUCUUCUACUGUUAAUAAUUCUAUCAUCUUGCAUGCUAUGUCCUGCUCUUGUCAGGGUUCUCCUCUCCAAAAGAUUUCCACUUACCUUCCUUUAGUACACGGUAUGUGACAUAGUGAAUAAUCCCUAUUGUUGUUCUAAUUAGCAUAUAUUGUUGACACAGCUGCUUACAUCUAAAGAAUAACUGGGGUUAAAGGGCUGAUCUUACUCUUGCAGCAAAGACAAAGCUGCUACAGUGGCACAGCAGGCACUCCCAUCCCUAGAGAGGGAAAACAAUGCCGUGCAAGUUUCCGCUGGUGGAUUUGGGUGAAGUCAUUGCAUGAACAGCCCAUGGCAUGUUUUUUAGCUUUCACAAGCACCAAAUUUAUCUGUGCAGAUAUGAGUUACUCCUUAACAAUGUUAUUCAUUUGCAAUGCAUGAGCAGGCUUACAGCAAAAAUCUGUGAAGUGUUUAACCUCAUAUACAUGAUUGAUCUUUUGUGGCUUGGCUGUUAAUCAUGCUUGAAAGCAAGAGAGACAGUGAAACUGAGGAAUGCAGCAAUUCAGUCACAGGCAAGAGGUCAUUCACCUCUGCAGAUGCUACCUUGCUCCUGUGGCUUAGAAAGGUUGACCUCCAGUUAUCUGUGGUCCAGGUUAGUGUCACUGUGUCAUUGUAGCAACGAAAUGGCCUCUGAAAACAGCAUGAGGCAUCUCAGUCUGCUUCCCUCUGGGCUGGAGUUCACAUUAGAGAGCCCAAUACAACAUGUGAUGCAAAGUGGCAACUUUGCUGGCAGCCUUAACAAAAGAAUCAGUGAAAGCAGAUGUUAAACCAGCUGUUUGCCCCAGGGAUUUUAGUUUCCAAAGGCAGAGUGAGCUGAAUGUGUUUUAAUUUGGGCAAAAAGAAAAGAGAGGAUUUCAGAGAAAUUAGUGUCUUCCUUGGCUAGCAAGGAGGCAGUGGAAUUAACAUGAAUCAAGAGGGACAUGCUGAUUACCUUGGCUGCAGCAGUGCCUUCAGCUGUCUGGCCCUCCUUGGCAUUCCAAUGAUCAAAGUUCCUUUUGAAAACUGGAGGACAGGUAAGCUCUUCAGGCACUUGUCCCCUCUGCUUUAGAAAGAGUAUGAGGCUGCCUAAAUCCUUGAGUGUUCUCAACUUUCUCAGUGACCACAGAUGGCAAACUUAGACUAGACAUCUGUUUUUUAAGAUGGCCAAGAUAAGGGAGAUUGAUCCCACUGAAUUACAUUCUUUUCAGCCCAAGUGCUGUGUCUCUCAUCUUCUUUUGUGCUGCUUUUCAGCAUCUUGCACUGGCCACAAUAAAUUGAAUCGAACUGAGUGUCUGAGGGAUAGAUAAGCAUAUUCCAAAAUAAGUAAAAGUGGUUGCCACUGUAGCCAUGGUGACUGUUGUGAACAUGGGCUACAGCGGUUCUGCAGAUCCCUUCUAGUGUCUGAACUCUUUGCAUGUGAUUCCAGCACUGCCAUCACAACUCUGGGAUGCCAUUUGGAGUGUGAUUUACAAAAGGUUUUGAGCUUUGAGCCCCUAGCCCAGUUAUGCAAAACCUGUGUGCCACAUUCACCUGAACUGUAUGCCAGAAUGCCUGAGUAAACCUUAUCCUGUAGUCAAGAUGGUAAUAACAUAUAGAUUCUAAAGAACAGAGAGAUAGCUUCCAGGUUAUCAUUAACACACAUUUUUUGUGCUUUUGUGAAUUUGUUGGCCAAAACUUUCUAUUAGGAGAAGGUGUCACACUGAGCUUCUUGUUUUCUAGGUAAUUAUUCCUUAGCAAUACUCUCUAAUGACUACUCUUGAAGCAAUAAGUAAAGCCAUGUAAAUCUCUUCUGUGUAGGCUCCUGUACAACACCCAUCACCUUAACAAAACACUUUUCAGCAGGACAUUAAAUGGCAGAAUAACACCCUGACAUGUACUGUUUGUCCUUCCAUCCUCUUCCUCAGAGAUAUGAUUUUUUGAAGUGGUGUUUUUUUCUUAGUUUUCUAAAAGUAUAUGUUGCUACUCACUUAAAUAAUUAAGAGCAAAAUCAGAACUAUGGACCAGAAUUAGAAAAGAGUUUUGAAUGUAAAAAGUAUUUUAAAAGACUGUCCACUAAGUAAGACUAGUCUCACAUUCUAGAAACAACAGUAGGGGUAAUAGAUGUAAGAUACACCCAGGAAUGAUAAAUAGGAGUAAUAAACCAGGCAGAUAUAUACAAUGGAUUAUUUCUGUUUUAUACACAACAGUAAAUAGAUGCUAAAACCGAUUAAUACCCACAGAGGGCAAAUACUGUUUAAUCCAUUUUGGCAUUUUUUAUUACCAGUACAUCCCUAAGGUAUUAUUUUUUCCUUUCCUAAUGAGAUUGGAACAUACUGUUAAAUGAAUAUCAGAGUUUCUGAACUUAUUGCAAAAGAACAAGCUUAGGAAUAAAUAAACAUCAAAGAGAGAUUUUUUUAGAUGUGAGUCAUUGCAUGAGAGAACAGAUCAUAUGGAAAAGAAAAAGGAGGUACUGACAGGUAUAUUUCUUUUAGAGGUUUCUAUGGCGCUUCUGGUUGAUUGAAAUAAUUCUGAAACUGUACACUGAAAGCCUGGCUUCCCAAUUCAGAUUAUUUGCAUUUCCAAGAAGAAGCAGGUAAUUUUUAAAUUCACAUUAAGGGUCAUAGUUCUCAAUUCCAGUUUCUCUGCUUAAACGCAACGUCUUUCUGAAAGCUGAAUCUUUGCUGAGUGAUCCUGAGGUUCUAAAUACCUAAAUAAGUUUUGGAAACGUGGGUUAGAAAUCCCCUCUCUAAAUUAAUUCCCAUGUGCUUGUCAGUGUUUAAGUGUAUAAAUAUUCAUCUCUGGAAACUUCUUGUAGGUCCUGCAAGUGUAUAAAUAAGAAGCAUCUGAAGAAAGUGAAGUCUGUGUGUAGGAGAGGGCAGCUGUACAUAGAUGUGGUGCUGAUGUUAGCUUUCAUCUGCUUGGAAGCUGGAUGACACAGAAAUUAUUCAUACAAAGUGCAAGAAAGUAUUGCACAUAGUGUCAUGGACUCAGAGGGUAUAAGGUUGAAUUUUAGAGUCUAUAAUCCUUAAAGUUUUAGUGGACUUGCAUGAGAAAUGCAUGAUUGAGUUUUUUAUUUUAAGUAUGAGUUGAAUCUCUACUUACAGAGAAAAACUAUGAGGGGUAAAAGAAAAUCUAGAAAGUCUAAAUGCAAAAUGCAAAGUGUCCUGCUUUUUUGUAUUAUUUGGCUUUUCUGGAGAUAGGAAUAAGAAUUCCUCCAUGAGUUUCAAUACUGAAUGCAACACUAGAUGUGAAACAGGGCAAGUGAGGUACUUCGCCAACUGGAAAUUUGGAGGUGGUAGUAAGAAUGUAUUUUAAAAGGUAUAUAGGGAUAAAUGUUAACACUUAAAAAAAAUGGAGACUGCUUUGUGCUGUAUGUAAAUAUUGUUUAGAAAUAUCUAAACAGAAAGAAAGCUUGGAAUACUGUUGUAUCAUAAUAAAAAGGUACAAAGUCUAUGAGAUAAUCUGCAGUUGACACCCUUUCCUUCAGAAAUAGCAAUACAUGGAGUUUUCAAAUGCACAUUCAACCAAGAGCUGUGUGUAGUAAAUUUCCAAGAAAGUGUUGUUUUACCCAGUAGCUUCUGCAGAAAUGUCAUGCAGAUCAUGUUGGGUAAGGCCAAAAUUUAACUCUGUUGUUUAGAGCUUAGUAAGAGAUACAGAGCAUCCCAAAGCCAAUCUUUAAAUAUGCUCACUGUCAGGACAGCAUUGUGCCCUUUAUUGAAGUCUAAACAAAACCCAUUCUAGAUGAAACUCCCAUCCUAAUACAUGACAUUUAUACUGUCUUGCCAAAAAUUAGGACUUCACUAAGUUGCAGACGUCUUUGAUGCUAGAAUAUUCCUUAUUAUUCCUAUGUCUCACUGUGCCCAAGUUGCACUGGGGUCGUCUGGAGAACCAAGAGUUUGGGGAAUUGCUGUAAAUAUGAGUGAAAUUCAGCUGAUCUGCAUUUAGGCAUCUAAAACUUAUGUCUGGUCUGAGCUAGUCAGGACAGUUUCCUCUACAGUCAGGGCAGACAUCCUGGCAUUUCAAAGAUUGAGCUGUCCUGGAGAAAGUCUUAGGGAUGAGAUAAACCACUGCCUUAGCUAUGCUCUUCUCUUUUCUCCCCAGUGACCACUGUGAAGGACUGGUUCAGGUUAGCUGCUGUGAUGUAGGUGAGAUAAAUCCCCCUGCUCUUAAGAAUGAGAAGAUUUAAAGAAUAGAACAUCAAAUACAUAUGGAGACAAAGACGCUGGGGCAAGGGCCAGGCUUCAGCCAGAGAUUCAAAGGGAUGUGACAGUAAAAUUAUUAAUAUAUAAGAUUUUAGAAGUCUGGCUAGAGGGUUUAUUCUAGUUGUGAGAACACUCCUUUCAAUUUAAAACUAACAAUCUGUGAUUGUUGCUAACUCCCCACUUUUGCUCUAAGAUAGCACUAGUGUAUUAUCUGAUGUAUUCACCAAGAGCCAUCUCUCCAAACCAUCGUGUUUACUGCUUGAUUCCUUCUCGGAAUAGCUACUUAAUAAAUCCAUCCAUCCCAGAAAUAUGUAUAUAUAUAUAUUUUAGCAUUGAAACGAUAAAUUUUCCUCACCAAAUUUUUUUCUGUUUUGUUUCCUUGAAACAGUAUAUAGGUCAGUGUCUGCAAUCACUUGGGAAAGAAAGGAGAGCAGAGAGUGAGGUGCUGGCUGGAUGUUCUCUCACUCUGACCAUAGUUACUAAAGCUUCUAUCUGACCCCUCUGAGUCACACUUGUGUUGUGGUGCACUUGGAGUACCCAGAUUCUCAGGGGUCAGGAACAUGUGUCAGGCUCUGAACCAGAGAGGAGUAGGAAGAACCAGGGCUGCCACUCUGCUACACUGCUCCCAUACGUCUCUCUUCUGUUUGCAGUUGCCGUUCUGAUCCUUAGACAUCUGUGGUGAUUUUCACUGCACUCAUGGUCCGUGGGAAAGUCCCUCUUGAGAAGAAUCAAUAGUAUGCACUCCUCCACACUGUGAACUGUUGCUCUCCAGAGAAAAGGAUUAGAAAUAGUAUUGUCCUCAAGAGCUGAGAAAACUUGCAAAUUUUCCAUGUACAGUAAACAGUUUCUAUAAUUCCCAGGAAAACAAAACAGAGAGGCAGAGCUGUGCAGCAGGGCCAGCCCAUCUCAUACACACUGCUGUGAUAAUGAAAUCCAAACCCUGUGGAAUUGCAGACACAUUAUUCUCACUUGCUUUAAAGGUCAGCUAAAAAGCUGAUUUCUCAAGUGGGCUCAUAGCUCUGAGACAACGUAACACUAGUCAUUUCUUCCAACAAAUUGCAGUUGUCAGAGAAACUGGAUUAGUAGCUCAUGGAGCUAAAAAUAGACACUAUGAGCUUGCCAGAGAGGGGUGAAAUCAGUGAGAGAGGUGAAGGUCCAUCAAAAUAUCAUAACAUCUGGAGGAAAAGCAUCAAAAAAUGCUCAACUGAAAUCAAGUUAGCCAUAAAAUUACAUUAAAAAGAAUUGUAAUCACAAAGAAGAAGAAUGACAAGGUUUACUCUUAAUUCUUAUUCACCUUCUAAAUCCACAUUGCAGUUUCUGUUUUAUCUGCUGAAUCAGUUUGGCCACACUCCUUCCAAAGUUAAGUACAAAUUAAGCACUUAAAGUCAUGCUAAAGCCAUUAUUUGAAUACUGAAAAAGAAGUUUUUGGCUUGACAUUUCCAUCUUCUUCGCAGGAGGGAGGAGAAGAUAAUUUAUUGCUAAAUUUAUUCAGCUGAAAAAUAAAAGCUAAGCUCCCAAGACCCAAAUCUAAUAACAGAGCUAUAGUGAAAGAAAAUUUCCAAACCUCAGCAAAUCUUUACUAAAAAGGGGGUAAUUAUUUUUCAUUGCCUCAAACAUUUGCAUUUUAAGUAAUUCUCUUCUGUGCCAUGAUUUUGCUAGUUCAUAUUGCUUCUUGCUUAGAUUUAACAAACUAAACAAACCAAACCACUUCUUUACUCUUAAUUCUUCUUCAAUUACCUAUUUUCUGCAGCUGGGCAAUUCCGCCAUAUUGUGUAUGACCCUGAAGGAGCAACAAGCCACUGCAGAGAGGGAACCUCAGCCUGUUUAGUCAAGGUGAAAAAUUCUUCAAGGUACAGGCUGGGACUCAGCUAAGACAGGGCUGGCAGGAGUUGCAUGCAGUUUCUACUAUGACUUAAGUAAUUCUUUUUAUUAUAUAUUCACAAGCUGACCCCUGCAUAGCUCAGGAAUAACCUUCACCAAUUUCUUUACACAUUCCUUCUGUAAUAUGUGUCUUUUCUGUACACCUGUUAUAAAAUCUCUGCAUUUCAGAUCUGAGGCACUGACAAGUAUAGGGUAUAAAUAAUAACUUAUGUCAGUGAAGCAAAUCACUGUGAAAAAUAUUUGUAGAGUAUUUAUGCUCAUUGUCUUCUGGAUAUCUUAUCAGCUAAAGUUGUCUUUGCAAAUUUUUGUUCUUGCAGAAGUCCUCAUUGUAAAAGAGGUCAAGAGUAAUGUUGAUUUUGAGAAUUAAUUAGCAUCAGUGCAGUUUAUCUGGCAUUCAGUGUGUCCCAUUAUUAUCAGCGUGUCAAGGUUCAGUGGUGGAACAGAAAUGUCAGGACAAGCAGCACGAGCAAUUAUCUGCAUCGCACGUCCUACACAUUAUCUAGGCAUUCCAUGGCAUACUUUGAAUUUUAUAGAACAUGAUGUGACUGCUUAAAUUUGCAGAAAUAUAGUUAGAGAUAAAUAAUACAAAUAUGUGGACAUUGUCUGAUAGCUAUCUUCAGAUAUUAUGGAUAUAUUGUCACCUGUCCUUGGGAUUAUUCUAAACCAAAUCAUGCACCUUUAGCAUCCAUCCUUACUUCAGUGAAAAGCUUGGCCAUCUUCAUCCCUUUACUUUUUAAACUUCAGUUUCUUUAAAGCCCAGAGAUUAAUGACACAAGUAUUUUCCAGCAAAGUAUUACAAGAGAACAGUAACUGUUUUUUGGUUGGUUUUAUUCCCCCCUGAAUAUGGUGUGCUCCACUGCUAGGACAUUCCUGCUUGAUAUAAGUUUGACCUUUCCCAGUUUACUAAAAUUUGCUAAAGUUCUUCUUUGCAGGAUCCCAUAGUGUUUUGAAGAGGCUGUGUGUAUUCUGUUUGUGCAAGUCACAGGUGCAACACUUAAAUAUCAAGGCGUUCUCAGAUCACCAUCCUGGAGAGUCCAACCAAUUAUUUCACAGCCACAAAUAACCCUCUAACUCUCUUUGCCACUUUGCUCUGCCUCUAUGGCCAACCCUAGAGAAGGAACUGAAUGCUACUAAAAAUAAUCUACUGGUUUAUUUUUAUAUAUUUCAGUGGGAUUAGUUUGCAAUAAGCAGAAACUUUUGCAAAACAAGCUUGUAUUAUUGGCAUGAAAUUCACAGCCUGGGCCUACCUAGUCAUAGUUCAGUCUCUUCCCAAAACCUUUGAGAACAAAUUGAACUUCACAGUAUCUCACCUAGAAGACGAGAUAACAGAUUUCCAUUUGUCUGGGACUGUGAUUCUGACUCUCCCUUCUAAUCAGGAGUCAGGAAAUUCAAGAAAGUGUGAAUGGAAAGUAAUUUCUGGUACUUUGUUGAACAAUUUUUCCAGCAAACAGCUGAAAUUGGUGAUUUAACUGGUGAUUCAUUCAGGCUCAUCUUCAUUUCCUCGGAAAGGAAUGUUAGAGGACAAUUAACUUUGCUGCCUUAGAGUUGUAUCUUUCAACUUUUCUCUUUAAUUUCAGUGUUGCCAAAGUAAAAUCUGAGGGCUAAUUCCUAUCUAAGGUGAUCACAAACAUCUGUAGUAGCAGAUCCAGACACAUGUGAAGAUGACUUGGAUAAUUGUAGGAAGAUGGAUUUCACCUGAGUUCAUGAUGCUCAGUUCUGGGAGUGGGAAUUUUAGGAGGGGUUAUGAACCACAAUUGCUGGUGUGUCAUUUACUGAGAGCAGACCAAAGGGACAGAACUGUUCAGCAGAGUGCAGUUUCAAUUUCAGCUUUAUGAAUGCUGAGAAUUGCUGCUUGUCUUGUUUCAAUCUUCUCUGUUCUGGAUAAAAGUAUUUGGUCCUCCUAAAAUGUGAAGACUGACCACCUCCAAGCCUGCACUCCUGUGGAAAUGGACAAAUAUCCAUCCCCUAGGUGCAAACACUUUUUGUGUAGUUCUGUAAUACUGUUUUAGUGUUGUCUCACAGAGCUUAUUUGAAGAGACUUGUAUAAGCAUUCUGCACUAAUAAGAUUACAACCUCGCACUGUCAACAAUGGUUGCUUAGCAUUAAAAUAAUCUUGGAUGCCAUUAAAGAGUACUAGAGUUCUGUCAGGGUUUAGAGCACUGAGAUGUUUGUGAACCUGAACCUGUUUGUAUGAAAUUUCUCACAGACAAAUGACAAUCUAAUUAAUGACAGUAUUUCCAGUUUAGUAAUACACAGAGGAGGUAAGGCAGUGUCCCUAGAGACUUCUGUCAACUUAAUGAUUAAGAGAUCAUUUUAGUACUCUGUAAAUCUGAACAUUAUUUUGAAACAUCAGCCUGCGAUCAGUUGGGAAGGGAUGAGGAUGGUUAGAGUUUUGCUGUCAGAGGGCAUGAAUAGAAAAGCUCAGAAAGCAUAUAAGCCAGGAUCUUCCCACACUGAAAUCAAGGGAUUAAUUGCAAAAUUGCAUCUGAUUACUUGUCCUGUAACUAGCUGUUCAGCAAAGGAAUCCACCUGCCAGCAGAAGCAGAGUCCAUACAAACUAUCACAUGCUGCAUUUCAAUUUUUUUAUUGGGAUUUGUUUGGCAGAGUUAGUGGUCUGGAAGUUCCAGUAAGUACCUCUGGUUGAAAGUUACUAUUUCAGUUAUGAUUGCUUCCCCAAACCAACUGAAUUUAUUAUUAACCAAAGACUUACCUACUUGAAGAAAAAAAAACAAAAACAAAACAGUAAAUUUGGUUCUGUCAUUUGUGUCUUUGACUGUGAGCAGUUGAAGUGCAUGAUGUAUGUACUAACCAGGCCUGUGCUGUGGCAUUGAACAAGUAAUUCAGGGCUGCAGCACCAGUAUAACACAUUUAGAAUUCAGUAUUAAUCCCUCCAUGGGACCAUAAGUCUAUGUAAAAACUUGAUGUGCCAUAUGUGUAGGCCAUGGGAAAAUUGUGUGUGCAGUGAACUAUAUACGGUCUUAAAAGCUUUAACAUUUGUACUGCUCUUCUUAUAACAGAAUGUAUGUCUUGAUAGCUGUUGAUCCUAUGAGCUUCUGAAAAAAAAUGUAAUCUAAAGUUUAUUCUUCUUGUCUUAAAAUUACUGUUUUGUGUCUAACUGUUUACACAGACCUGCAUACAGCAAAGGGUCUUUCUCUGUAUGUUGCUGGGAAAUGGAAAAGCAGAUGCUAUUUGUAAAUCUUGCAGGCUUAGAGAGAUCAGUGAAUGCCUAUCCUGAAUCUCCUCCGGAUAAGCCACUUCUAUUUACUAGCAAAUGCAAACAGUGCCAAUAGCCUGGGCCUUCUUUAGAGGAAACAAAACAGCCUUGUUCUGUUCCACUUCUAUUGAUACUUCUUAUUUUAAUCUUUUUGCCUCCUUUUGAGUAGGCUUUGGUGAUACAAUUCUUCUAAAGUGUAAGUGAGGACAGUUUGCCUUUUUUACCCCUCUUUUUUCAAAGCCACUGAAGGCCUCAAACAAGAAGAAGAAACUUUACAAAACUCAUGCAGGUAUGUUGUUAACAGAUAGCAGAAGGAUAAAACAGCCUUCUCAGAGUAGCCCAGACUAUCUUUUAACAGCGUGCCUGCGCUGUGUUGUGACUUGACAUCUUGCUUUCAUAGUGUGACCUGCUAUUAAUGGUGUUUGUUGCAAUGAGGUCCUUUUAGUUUGUCCUAAAAGAUUUUACUUGUUUGUCACCAUAUUAGAAACAUAAUGUACACUGUAUAAGAAAAGCAAUAUACAAUAUACUAUACAUCUUCUAUUUCAAUGCCUCCAGUUUUAGGCUAGUAUUCAUAUCAAUGUUGAUAAUCAAAAUACAGGUUUUUCUCAUUCUUCACAGGACCAAGCAAAGUUUUGCCUUGUCUAAAUACUAACAGUAACAUUUCUAUUCAACAAAUACUAUUUUCUCAUACUUCUAGUUUUCUUGUGAUGGGCUCCAUCCUACUGAUUCGUCAUUAAUGCAUUUAAAAGGGAAAAGUAAUGGGCUAUUUCAGUGCAUGACCUUUGCACAGUACCUGAUUCAUAAAGAUAAAUAGAUCCAAAAUUUCAUGUAUGAGUUACUAGAGAUCAGCAAAAGAACAAAAAUCCUUUGAAGUUCAGCUGAGCAAAUUCUGAAGUUCUUGUAUUGCUUAUUCAGUUUUGCAGUUUCUUGCAUCAUUGUAAUGGACAUAUUUGAUGAAGCCUUUGCCAAAACACUGGCAUCUUCAUAGAAGCUGUUCUAAUUUCUGCUUCCAUUUAUAUGCGAAAGUGUACUGUAGAGAAAUUAUCUGGAUAAAAAAAAAUUUUGCAAGUUUUAUUCACAUCAGUUCUUGCUUUAUUUGACCUCAUCCCGUGGUAGGUAGCUCACUUUAAUUAAUUCUUGUCAUAAUGGUAGUACAGUGUCCAUAAAAAUGUUUCUUCAGUGAAACCUCACUCAAAAAUAUUUUGAUCCUGAUUGUGACCAGGAUGUCUUUAUUUCAGGGUUAAGUCACUGAAGAGGUGAUCAAAGAAGACAGAAUAUUAUGACAAAUCAAGAAAUUUUUGUGUAUAUGGUUAAAAAUUGAUAUGACGGGGAAGUAAUUGAGUUGGUUUUUUUCCUCAUUAAUAUUUGCUUAUACACAUUACAGCUGCUCAUAAAUAUUUAUUUCUUCCUACACUGUCUUUCUUUUGAAAUCAAAAGAUCUCCAAAACAAAAAAAGUUACCUGGAGACUUUGUACGAAUUACGUAGCAAAUGCAAUCCAGACAUCAAAUCCAUCCAGACUUUAGUAGUCCCAAAGGCAGCUAAUUCACUGGAAGUCAUUGACAGAACUUGUUCUUCUGAACAUUGUAAUGACUCAGUAUGAAAUGAAUCAGUUCACUUACAUUGUUGGCUGCUCAAGAUACCAUCCAGACUGUAUUUAUUAUUCUUCUCUUAUUGCUUGGAAAGGAGGAAGAAAAAAAAAGCUUUGGUCUGUGUCUCUACAUCACUCGAGUUCUCAUAUGUGCAGACUGCAUCUGGUAGUAUGUUGCAGACUUGCUUUCCCAUGACAGAGAAGAUGGUUUAUCUCUUUUGUGGUACCUUUUUUUUCCCUGUCUGGAAUUUUUUGACAUCUCUUCAACCAUGUCAGUAGCUUUUUUUGGGCUGCUCAAUGCCUGGAAAUCCUGGAUAAAAGGCCACAGGAAACAUGUGCAGAACAAUUCUGUAUCUCAGGUGAGAAGUUUUGUAAGGAUAUUUUAGGUUUAUUGCUAGGGGCAGAUCAGCUUUCCAAGUUCAGUGGGCUCACCUUAUGCUGUAGAGCUGAUGUGUAAAGGCACCAUACAUGUUGACAUGUUACUCAGCCAUGCAGUCACGUGGUCAAUGCAGUUCAGCAUGGCAAAUCCUGAGAAAAUGGAAUUUGCAGCAAUUGGAAUUUCAGAUGUUGGCAGGAGUACAUGAUUUGUACCACCUGCUCUCUCUUGUGUCAUGGAAACUAUCUAGAAAUAUAGGAAAAUAAGUAGGAAAGAAAAAGAAACAAAUGAGGGCAAUUGUGAGGCAGAGCUCAUUUAUCAAAUUUCACGUUCCAGACAUGUAACUAAAACCAUUCAAAUUCAGUGUUCAAUGCCGAUCAGCCAUCUCAUAGGAGCUCCAUCUCAGUUUCCAUAUGUAAAUUUUAUACUGAGCAGCUAUAAUACUGUCACGAGGCAGGAGGUGUUUGACUUUUUAAUAACCACUAAAAGAUUGGUUAGAGAUUGGUUGCUGGAGUGCUCAAUACCCAAAUACCCUGCUGGGUCUUGGCAAGUAGGGUUCAGUUUCCAGCAAGUUUUUGUGGCAGGAACUUUGAAUGUUCUUGUGAAUCGGGGCUGACCAGGGGUGGUCCCUAGCCUUCACAAACACACGUCCACGACCAGUUGUACACACAUCCUACACACAUGCCUAUGGAUUUUAUGAAUCAGGUCUGUGAUCAAUGUUUUGAACAGUUCGUUUGCUGCAGUUUCAUGGGGUUAUUCUCUCUUGGUUUGCACUGUAAAUAAUACUGUACAUCUGCUAUUUUAUGAUACAAAUGCCAUGCGAGUUGCUUAUUUUUAAAAUGUUAUAUAGCUCUGUUAUGAUUUAUUUGCAAUGCCAUAUUACAGUAUUGGUUUAAUAUACAAUGUAUCUCAAGGGCAUGAGUGAAAAUGCUUAUAUUUUGCAAUGUCAAAUAUUUUAUUUUUGUUUUUUAAAAUGAAUACAUUUCAUCCUAUGCAGUUCCACAAAUGUUUCUUAAGUGGCUCAUUAUGUCUGAAAAGAUUGCUUCCUCUCCAGUAGUGCAGGCAUAAGAACUAGUAUUCCUGAUCAAAACCAUCAGAUAUAUCAUCUAGCAAUUUCAGAUUAGAAAUGUAUGUACAAAUAUGUAAGCAUUUAUAGUUAAUCAGAACAUCUAUUAUAUCUUCCUUGCUUUUCAUGUAAUGAUACAUUUUAAUCAUUUUGUAUUCUUUUUAUUUGUAAUUAUUUGUGACUCAUACGCAGUGUAAAUAACAUGUUUCAUUAUGCAAGUUUUCUAGGUAUUCAAGACUACAAAAAAGUUUGUAUAUGAAAAGAAAUUGAUAGUAGAUUGGAAUGACAUAAAAUAAAGUGGUGAUGACUAUGUUCUACUUAUACUGUUCAUUUCCAAGACGUCUGUUAACGAAAAAACAUUUUAUUUGCCCUUUAAUGUCCAACCAGUUAUUUGAAGUAUAUUUACAUCAAUAAAUCAUGCAAAAGUCUAUUAA
This is a messenger RNA of Camarhynchus parvulus, 19916 nucleotides long. RefSeq names its product guanylate cyclase 1 soluble subunit alpha 2 (gene GUCY1A2). Lineage: Eukaryota; Metazoa; Chordata; Aves; Passeriformes; Thraupidae. Gene Ontology annotation, biological process: response to oxygen levels; cGMP biosynthetic process. The record is from RefSeq and is a predicted model, not a curated record. Gene Ontology annotation, cellular component: guanylate cyclase complex, soluble. Gene Ontology annotation, molecular function: heme binding; guanylate cyclase activity.